Salpingoeca rosetta is the source of this 1105-nucleotide messenger RNA. RefSeq lists its product as uncharacterized. Lineage: Eukaryota; Choanoflagellata; Craspedida; Salpingoecidae. The coding region runs from base 116 to 1009 and encodes 297 amino acids. The transcript is spliced from 2 exons. The record is from RefSeq and is a predicted model, not a curated record.
GUCAGGCUUCGCACCACAAAACAAAGCCAACAAGAAGCCAAGCAAGAAGCAAGCAAGCAGCAAGCGGAGACCAGGAGCAAGACGAAAAGAAGCUCGAACCAGCCAUCAAGUCAUCAUGGGUCGACGCGGCAAAGGGAACAAGGGCAGGAAAGGAGAGCACAAGAAGGGAGAUGCGCACGGUAGCUCUGCUACAGUCGACGACGCUGCUAUCCCCAAUGUCAACGGCACUGCCAGCCAGGCUGGGCAGCAGUUUGUGAAGCAGCCCAAGAGCACCAUGCGUGCAGGCAAUGGCAAAGUGAUGACACCACACAUGGAAUUCAUCGAUGGCCUUGAUGGGCACCAUCGCAUCAACGCCAUGGCACACAAGAAGGAAGGUGAGAGACAGGGAGACGUGGGGCAUGAGGACGAUGACGGGCUUGGGUCUUCUGCAUCCACGCUGACAACGCCCGUGACAAAGGAACACAACAGCCAACAACAGCGGCAACAGCGGCCAGUGGGGCUUGAUUUUGGGCGACGGGUCUCUGCUCCCGCGCUAACCAUCUCCGAGCUGGAGGAAGAGUACACCGAGAUGCACAAUACGCACCACACGACGCGGACGACGCAUGUCGUAAAGACGCCCUUGUCGCCCCAGAGCAGGGAGAAGCUGGUGAAGCUGCAGGAGAUUGUGCGCAGCUUGAAGCUGGAGCUGGAUCGUGUGAGGGACGAGAACCUGGAGCUGCGCGCCAGGAACCAGCAGCUACUCAGGCAACGACAGCAGGAACAGCAGCAACAGCAGCAGCAGCACCUUGUUGAUCCUGUGCGCAACAGUAACGGCUGUUCCUGGACAAGGCUGGCACUGGCUGGGAUGCUGAUGUUGCUGGGAUUGUUUGUGUUGCUGGGCUUGAUGGACGACGAGCACAUCUGCGCUGAUUCAAAGGAUUACCUCACACGCACGGCUGGCGUCUUUGUGCGCACGUACCUGCCCCCACUUCCUGGCCGGCAACCGGUCUCAGACUUUGUCUUUCAAUGAAAGCGACGGGCAACUUUGUGUGUGUGUGUGUGUGUAUGUGUGUGUGUGCAUGUGUGUGUGCGCAUGUGUGUGUGUGUGUGUGUGCAUGUGUGUGUG